Molecule: messenger RNA, 1752 nt
Organism: Schistosoma turkestanicum
Lineage: Eukaryota; Metazoa; Platyhelminthes; Trematoda; Strigeidida; Schistosomatidae
Source: the annotation of a GenBank genome assembly
AUGAACGGUGUCUCAAAAAAGAAUUACAAAGGAAAUCACAAGGGUGAGACCAAGUUUGGCAAAUGUUUAUCAUGUGGAAAACUUCAUUCUCGUAAUUCAUGUGCAUAUCAUGAUGCUAAAUGUUUUAGAUGUGCUACUGUUCAUUUUGCCUCAAGUAGUACUAAAGCUUGUAAUUUAGAUUCCAAUAAUUUAGCUGAUCCUAAUGAUCAUUUAUCUUUGUCUACCAUUUCGAAAGGUAAUGCUCAUAUUCAAAAGCGACUACAUACAUCGCUUGGUUCAUUUCAUGACUUUAUUGUGGACAUAGGCAGUAUAGAGUCCAUUAUUUCAUUCAAGAAUUUGAAAUUGUUAGAUCCGAACGCUGUAGUUCGACCCACUGAAGUAUCAAUAUUGGGCGAAACAGGACUGUCAAUACUGGGUUUAAAGAAUUUGAAAAGACUUAAAGUGGAGUUGUCUUUCCUAGUUUCUAAAGAAAAUUCUGAUGCUUUACUUGAAGAUUUGAUAGCCACGUGUGCUAAGUGCAAUGGAGGUAUGAAAACGGUUCAGCACAGGAGUGCCAAGCAAAUUCAAAAUGUUGACUACAUUUCUCGACAGUCAUUACAAGAUAAACCUGUUAAUACUUCAGACUGUUUGUUGGUGCAACCUUUACCAGUGAAACGUCCAGAUCUCAUUAGAGAAACUCGUAGAAACUUUGGAUGUAUAAUUAAUGCUAUACGGAAAGGUUGGAAUGCUAAUUUGAAACGCAGAUUUCCUAUCUAUUUUUCAAAGCGGGAUGAGCUAUCCACUACUCCUGAUGGUAUUUUGUGUUUAAAUGAUCGUGUUGUUAUUCCUCCUUCAUUGCGUAAAGCUGUCCUGGAAGAUCUUCAUAGUGGACAUUUAGUUGUUGAGAAAAUGAAGUCCUUGGCGAAGCUCACGUGUUGGUGGCCAGAGAUAAAGGCAGAUAUUUGUCGUACAGCAAACAAUUGCGUAAUGUGUCAUAAGCUGAAAAAUCAGCAUUUGAAGUGGACUCCAUGGCCAGUAUCGUCGGAGGCCUGGCAGAGAAUUCAUGCAGACUAUUGUGGUCCGUUUCUUGGCAAAUACUAUGCACUUGUAGUCAUUGAUUCUUUUUCAAAGUGGCCUGAAGUUUUUUUCACAACUUCACCAAAUUCUGACAUCACAAUUCAAGCAUUAAGAAAGGUGUUUAGUCGAGAAGGGGUUCCAAUGGUUUGUCCUGAUGAAAAACAAUCUCAGGGUCAAUCAAAAUUGUGUUCGUUUAACAGUGGUUCCUAUUCUCGUGUAAAUAUGAACGGUGUCUCAAAAAAGAAUUACAAAGGAAAUCACAAGGGUGAGACCAAGUUUGGCAAAUGUUUAUCAUGUGGAAAACUUCAUUCUCGUAAUUCAUGUGCAUAUCAUGAUGCUAAAUGUUUUAGAUGUGCUACUGUUCAUUUUGCCUCAAGUAGUACUAAAGCUUGUAAUUUAGAUUCCAAUAAUUUAGCUGAUCCUAAUGAUCAUUUAUCUUUGUCUACCAUUUCGAAAGGUAAUGCUCAUAUUCAAAAGCGACUACAUACAUCGCUUGGUUCAUUUCAUGACUUUAUUGUGGACAUAGGCAGUAUAGAGUCCAUUAUUUCAUUCAAGAACUUGAAAUCGUUAGAUCCGAACGUUGUGAUAAGACCCACUGAAGUAUCAAUAUUGGGGAUUACUGGACGCAGACUGCCUAUACGAGGAUGUUGUGAAUUGCUAAUGAGAGAUGAUAAUUCCUCAUACAUACCUUGUUAA